UUUUGUAGAGAUACAAAGACAUAGCCGAGAUGCGAAACUCUGUUCAUAAGUUUUUCUUGUCAGGAAUUCGGCGUUUGCGAGUUCCAUCGUAGCAUAUCGUUUAUUGUUUCUCCCAGUUAGUAUAUAUGCUGCACAAGCAGAACUGCCUUUCUUUAAUCAUAUCGGAUUGUACUUCGGAAGUAAAUCAAAACUCAGGCAGUCGCUAAGUGCAACCAAGCGGAACCGAUCUGAACAACUUUAAAAGAAAACAUCCAAUCCAAGCCUCAUCAACUUCCAUCCAAUGGUUUCAGAGAUGUUGUUCAAAGAAAAUUGAGGACGGACGGACGGACGACGGACGGGAAGCGAUCACAAUAGCUCACUCUGAGCACUUUGUUCUCAGUUAAGCUAAAAAGAAUGUAAUGCGACGUGAAUGUCCCCAUGGAGAACGUCUAAUGCACAAGUCAACCAGUCAAAACUUUAAAAAAAUAUACUGAAGACAGAACUGAGACUACUCUUGGUAUGACCAGCACUCCUGUCUAUUAACAGCAGCCUGAAAAACCAAUACUAACUGUAACAGCAUUCGACACCUCACAGCGAUGCAAUAGGAAAUUGCAAAUAGCUCUCUGUGAGCUAUGAUAUGCCGUCAAUGCAUGCAGAAAAUAUUAUGUUUGGAUUUUAUAGAAGCAUUUUGGAUCACCGGACAAAACGUAAUGCCAUUCUACGUCAGUUGUUUUUAAGUAACUUAUCUCCAGAUAUAAAAAUAAGAACGUGGUGCAGCAGUGAAUUCGUAGAAGUCUGCACCUCAAUUUAAAAUGUCAUAGAUAUUUUGUAUGUUUUAUCUUGACAAGAUACAAAGGAAGGAGAAAAGACUGGAAAUAUAGUGUUUAAUGCCGUGAAAUUUAAAUAAAACAACGAUACGGAGGACAUGGAUAUAAAAGGAUAAGUAUUUAUCAUAUAAUAUAAUUUGAUAAGAAUUUUAAUGCUUGGAAAAGUGACAUAAAUGAUAGGGGAAAAAAUGAAAAUAAAAAGUGACGCAGUAAUAAAUAACAUGUCUUUGACAUAGUUACAAUGCGUAUAAUGGAUCAAAAUGAAACAACAACUGGGUAUGCAGAAGAAGUUGCAAUCGACGUUUUAAAUGUUCUAGUUCUCAUCGUAUCUGUUACCGGAAUGUUCCUGAAUACGACAACUAUACUAGCGCUGGUGCAUCUACCCUGGUCGUCUAGACCAAAUCUACGUUUAAUUCUUAGUCUGUGCGUGGCAAAUUUCUUAUUUGCUUUGAAUUUUCUUAUAUAUAUGCUAGCUUUUUAUAGUAAUCCAAUAGGAAGUGGAUAUGCCGUAACGUGCUUGAUGUUUGAGGUGCUAAGGUGUGUUUUGUACCUUUACAUUUAUUUCAAUUUAGCAUCAAUUGUACUGGAUUUAUGCCUAGCAGUUACUAACCCAUUAGGAUAUGCUUCAAUUGUGACCAAAGGAAGGACCAACAAACUACUUUUCAUCAACGCCUUUAUUUCUCUUGUGAUCAUGGCAUUGGCUAUUACGUUCAACUACUUGACAUUGACAGAAGCCACCAAUGUUCACACACAUGAAAGCAGUUGUUCCAUCUAUCCGAAUUAUGUGUACAUACGCUCAUUCAACUGGAUUUUUAAAGUUUCCGUUUUUAUAUGCAUUCCUGUGUUUAUUGUGCUUUUAACAAUAAUAUUCUUAGCCGUAAAGGCGACCACGUCUUCUUCUAACAGCCAACCAUCGAACACCCGUGGUGUUAUAACUGUGAUGUUAGUGAUUUUUACGUUUCUGGUGUGCUUUGCUCCCUAUCAAUUCAUAUCAUUUUAUAUUCAAUACUCUCCAGAAAGUUAUCAACAUUUUUCAACAUUGGCACAGAUUUUGGAAAGACUGCUUUAUUUAAAUGGAUUCUUCGUGCCAUUAUUAUACUCUUUAAGAACACAAGACGUUAGGAAAGGUUACACACUUAUGUUUAAGAAAUGCGUUUCUGCCGCGUCAGAUUAUCAAAGCGUUUUUACCGGUGAAUAAACUGUUUUGUAAUUGUGCAAAAUGUAGAAUUGAAUGAACUUCUACUGAACAAUGCUUUGUUUGAAUUUGGAGUAGAGAAAAGAAAAUUGUGUUUAUAUAGCCUUAAGCUGAGUUUUCCAAAUUGCAAUGUUCUAAAUCGAAAUUACUAUUAAUUUCUUGUCUGAAUUGAAAAACAAAUUUAAAGUACAACUUCUUUCGAGAAAACGUGUUCACACCUCUAAAUCUAAUGGAACGUUCUGAAUGAAAAAAGUGAAAUUUUAGUUCCAAAUUAAUUUCUUUCGGUCGAAAAUCAUUGCGGCCUUAAUGUUUCAUUGUGCAAUGUUAAUUUGUGCGUUUUGUGUUUCAGUAAAACUAAAUAUUA
Molecule: messenger RNA, 2365 nt
Organism: Mercenaria mercenaria
Lineage: Eukaryota; Metazoa; Mollusca; Bivalvia; Venerida; Veneridae
Product: atypical chemokine receptor 3-like
Exons: 3
Coding region: 1048-2004 (318 amino acids)
Biological process (GO): G protein-coupled receptor signaling pathway
Cellular component (GO): membrane
Molecular function (GO): G protein-coupled receptor activity
Source: RefSeq, a predicted model, not a curated record